AUGGCGUCUUCAGCGUCCGCGGCGCUGCGCCGAACGGUCCACGCGACCAUGACAACACUGUCCAGCGCAUCUGCCGACCUCACCAAAGCUGCGCUCAGUCUUCCAUCAACCUAUUCUAACUACGUCGCGUCUAACUCAUCUUCGGUCUCUCAUAUCGAAACCAGCCUUCGCUCUUUGACCUACCUGCUUCCAGGUGCAAGAUUCCACGAUUCGGAACUGGCAGCAGAAUCUGUUCACACCUUUGUUCAACUGUUGUCCAUCUAUCACGAUCACCUACUCAAGAACCGCGUUGCCAUUCUCGCGCUGUCUCCGACCGUCCUUAAGGCAAGAAAUAUCAGACUCCAAGGGCCAAAACCUUCCCUUCACGCUCGCUAUACGACCUUUUGGGCCGAGUCGUCAUCCUUAUACAGCAAAAUCUCCACCCUCCUGAAGAUUGCACAAUAUACCGAAUUACUCUGGGAAAUGCUGGCCCGCCGAAGAGGCGGAGAAAAACCGAGAUGGCGUGUGGUCAUUCUUUUGGAAAUCGUCAAGGCGAUUUGUCGAUUGUUGUUGAUGCGCUUGACCAAUUCGCGACCCCUUGUGACCCCGCCGAUGCCAUUGAGGGAAGACUUUGCACCGGUGGAACCAGAAGAGCCUGAUGAAGAGUUUUCAGAGGAAGAAAUGCGAAUGGCUGACAAUAUGGAUUCAUUUGAUGUCAAAACGGCGCUAGGAGAUGCAGGCGUCCCCACGCCACCUUUGUCAGACGCUGGCAAACCACCCUCGUCUCUGUCCAUUACCGAACCUUACAACAUGCCACGGACGGGUUUCACGCUACCUCCAUUGCCCACCCCUGACACAGUAUCAGCGUACCUCCUCAAUCACGUCCUGACGGCCGAUGAUGUCAAACCCGCCAAGCAGUUACUGCAUCAGUUGACGACACUACAAGGACAAGCCGCCGAGGUGAUGUAUAUACUCCGACCGGUUCUCUAUGCUUUGCUGAUGCAACGUGUGGCUCACAUCUACGGCUACGAAGGACAAAAGUGGAAGAAGCACUGGACCCCGUGGCUUGUCGGCUUAGCCAUCGAAUGUCUCGCUCGGCAGCUGACCAAGCGGGACCUUGCGUCUCGUGUACCCGGAAGCGCGAGGAACGGAAUGUCCGCCCUGGAACGCGAAGAAUGGAAGAAGCGUGGAUGGAAUCUGGCGUGGUGGGGGAUGAGAGGUGCAUUUUAUGAGAACGUGACUAAGAGUUGGAUACAUGGUAUAGCCGAAUCGUUGAAAGGGAAGCCAAUUUUGGAUCUUGUCGGUGGUGUUGUCGAGGACUACGAAUUUUUAUGGAGCAACUACUACUUCAGCACGUCGACAAUGUAG
Molecule: messenger RNA, 1347 nt
Organism: Rhinocladiella mackenziei CBS 650.93
Lineage: Eukaryota; Fungi; Ascomycota; Eurotiomycetes; Chaetothyriales; Herpotrichiellaceae
Exons: 1
Coding region: 1-1347 (448 amino acids)
Biological process (GO): peroxisome organization
Cellular component (GO): peroxisomal membrane
Source: RefSeq, a predicted model, not a curated record